CCUACACACAGGCACAUACACAGGGUCCCUGUUUCUUUGGAGCAACAUGGCUCAGGAUCUCACUGAGAAGGAGCUGUUAAAAAUGCAGAUCGAUCAACUUAAGAAGGAAGUGAAGAAUGAAAGAGCCAUGAUUUCCAAAACGGGGAAGGAACUUAAGGACUAUGUGGAAGCCAACGCUGGAGAUGACCCCCUCCUUAAAGGCAUCCCUGAGGACAAAAACCCCUUUAAGGAGAAAGGUGGUUGCAUGAUAAGCUGAUCACCCCCCUUCCCCAUCCUGAGCCUCACCCCAAGUUCCCCUAGCCAAUCACCUACAGACCCAAACCCCAGGCAACCAAAUGCCAUUCUACUAGAGACCCUGACAAUUCUGUCCACUGUCUUCCAAGGUCACAUCCAUUCUUUCCUAGUUAACUAAUUGGGUGUUAAAGCCUUGUUGUACUGGGCCAGUGUAAGCCCAGCCAGGAAAAUACU
Messenger RNA from Vombatus ursinus (common wombat), 468 nucleotides. It is a transcript of the gene GNGT2, whose product is annotated as G protein subunit gamma transducin 2. The transcript has 3 exons. The record is from RefSeq and is a predicted model, not a curated record. Gene Ontology annotation, molecular function: G-protein beta-subunit binding. Gene Ontology annotation, cellular component: heterotrimeric G-protein complex. The coding region runs from base 47 to 256 and encodes 69 amino acids. Gene Ontology annotation, biological process: G protein-coupled receptor signaling pathway. Lineage: Eukaryota; Metazoa; Chordata; Mammalia; Diprotodontia; Vombatidae.